Messenger RNA from Exophiala oligosperma, 801 nucleotides. RefSeq lists its product as uncharacterized. The transcript is spliced from 4 exons. NCBI's taxonomy places the organism in Eukaryota, Fungi, Ascomycota, Eurotiomycetes, Chaetothyriales, Herpotrichiellaceae. The record is from RefSeq and is a predicted model, not a curated record. Bases 1 to 801 code for a protein of 266 amino acids. Gene Ontology annotation, cellular component: intracellular anatomical structure. Gene Ontology annotation, molecular function: oxidoreductase activity, acting on NAD(P)H, oxygen as acceptor.
AUGGCCUCCUCCUCCUCAAUGCCAUUGGGCAGCUUCAAUAGUGCAAAUGGCAAAGUAAUCAUAGUUACAGGUGCAGGUGCCGGAAUAGGCUUUGCUAUUGCCAAUACCUUAUUGGAUGAUGAAGCGACUUCUCUGGUCAUUACCAUAGAUGUCAACACGGAAAAACUCAAGGCCUUGAUAGACUUGCAUUCGGAAAGGCUUACAGUCAUCCAAGGUGAUGUUUCGGACCGAUCAGUGAGUCAAAGGGCGGUCGAAACAGCUCUUAACCGGAGGGGAAAAGUUGACUGCCUCAUUCUAAAUGCUGGCGUGUUGAGCCCGGUUGGUCGUGUCGAGGCAACAGCAGUAGCAGAAUGGAAGAAUCUCUUCGACAUAAACUUUUUUGCACUUGUGCAUGCUAUCCAGCUCGCUCUCCCGUACCUACGAAGAGUAAAUGGUCAGGUUUUGAUGACAUCUUCGGGUGUAUCAUUGCGGCCGUUUCCAUCCUGGGUUCCGUAUGCAUGCUCAAAGGCGGCCAUGAAUUGCUUAUGCAGUUGUCUUCCCACCGAGGAAGACCAGGUGAGAUUCCUUUGCGUGACCCCAGGGAUUGUCGACUCGGGAAUGCAAGGCCAGGCAAGGGAAGAACACAAGUCGAAUAUGACCCCACAACAGCACGAGUGGUUGAGUUCUCUGCAUACCAAAGGAGAACUGCUCAGGCCACAACAGCCCGCCAACUCGUUUGCAAAGCUCGCCCUACGAGGUAUUCCAAAGGUACUGAAUGGAAUGGUGAUAUCCUGGAACGAUCCAAGAAUAGACGAUGAAUAA